AUGGGUUCCUACAACAGCCAGAGCCUGAGUUUCUGCACUUCUGAGAAGACUGCCAAAAAGCUGGAGAAGAUGGUGGCCAGGAAGCACACGGAAGGAGCCUUGGAUCUUCUGAAGAGGCUGAACAGCUGUCAGAUGUCUAUCCAGCUGCUUCAGACAACCAGGAUUGGAGUUGCUGUUAAUGGGGUUCGCAAGCACUGCUCAGACAAGGAAGUGGUGGCCUUGGCCAAAGUCCUCAUCAAAAACUGGAAGCGGCUACUGGAUUCCCCAGGAUCUUCCAAAAGACAGCAAAGAGAAAAAGCAAAGAAGAAGAAGAAGAAGAAGGAGAAAGGGCUUGAGUGUUUGGAUUGGAAGCCAGAAGCAGCCAUUUCUCUCCCCAGGAAGAAACAAGGGGAAGAAUCUAAGAACAGGAGAGACUCUGUGGACUCCAAGUCUUCUGCUAUCUCCUCUCCAAAAAGGCCAUCGCUGGAAAGAUCAAAUAGCAGCACAUCAAAAGCCGAGGCCCCUCCGACACCCAGCAGCCCCUCCACUCCCACAUUUGGCCCCUCUGUCUGCCUGCUGGCUCCCUGCUAUCUCACAGGGGACUCUGUCAGGGACAAGUGUGUGGAGAUGCUGGCGGCAGCCCUGAAGGCAGAAGAUGAUUACAAGGACUAUGGAAUCGACUGUGACAAGAUAGCAUCAGAAAUUGAAGAUCAUAUCUACCAGGAGCUCAAGAGCACCGACAUGAAGUACCGGAACCGUGUGCGCAGCCGCAUCAGCAACCUCAAGGACCCCAGGAACCCGGGGCUCAGGCGGAACGUGCUCAGCGGGGCCAUUUCCGCUGGGCUCAUCGCCAAGAUGACGGCAGAGGAAAUGGCCAGUGACGAGCUGAGGAAGUUGAGGAAUGCCAUGACCCAGGAGGCCAUCCGUGAGCACCAGAUGGCCAAGACUGGUGGCACCACCACCGACCUCCUCCAGUGCAGCAAGUGCAAGAAGAAGAACUGUACCUACAACCAGAUGCAGACACGCAGUGCUGAUGAGCCUAUGACUACCUUUGUCUUAUGCAAUGAAUGUGGGCACCGCUGGAAGUUCUGCUGACAGCACCGGCCACCAAGACAGCAGUGAAGGAGGUAAGGAAGAACAAAGAGGAAGCUGUAAAGCAUCUAAACCGGAGGAGAAAAUAAAAAUUAAACCGAAGAACAGUACUGUACUCGGAGUGGGGCAAUAGGGCUCAGAAGGGGAGUUCUUUUGCCAAUUAGUUAUUAACAUUCAUAAUGAUUGGCUAAUAGAGAUGCCUAACUGGAGUACCAUGCUAAAAUCUGUUGAUAAACUUCUUGCAGAAAAUGCACUAGAGCUGAAGUAUCACAUUGUGACGGAGAGCUCCUCAGUUUUGCUUUGAGACCCUUCCCUCUCAUCCAAAUCUCCCAGACUUUUCUGGAUAGAAAAAUACCAGGGGGCUGUGGGUAUAGUUCAGGAGUAGAGUGCUUGCCUAGCAUGGAUGAAGCCCUGGGUUCAAUUCCUAGUACUUUGAGAAAGCGAAAAAGAAAAGCAGAUCAGGGUUGGGGGUAUGCUGGAGGUCCUAGUUUAGUUCAUAGCACCAUAAGAAGACAAGAAAGAAAACGAAACUACUUCUGGGGGCUGGACAUGGUGG
Molecule: messenger RNA, 1627 nt
Organism: Fukomys damarensis (Damara mole-rat)
Lineage: Eukaryota; Metazoa; Chordata; Mammalia; Rodentia; Bathyergidae
Gene: Tcea3
Product: transcription elongation factor A3
Exons: 12
Coding region: 1-1074 (357 amino acids)
Biological process (GO): transcription elongation by RNA polymerase II; DNA-templated transcription
Cellular component (GO): nucleus
Molecular function (GO): zinc ion binding; nucleic acid binding
Source: RefSeq, a predicted model, not a curated record